Silurus meridionalis is the source of this 1512-nucleotide messenger RNA. RefSeq lists its product as uncharacterized. The record is from RefSeq and is a predicted model, not a curated record. Bases 166 to 1455 code for a protein of 429 amino acids. The transcript has 11 exons. Lineage: Eukaryota; Metazoa; Chordata; Actinopteri; Siluriformes; Siluridae.
AGAAGGCGUUGCCAUGGCAACCUGUGUUCGACGCCUCCAGCUGGAAGUACAGCGACAGGGUCAGAACCAGAAAAAAAGAGAAGCAGAUGAUGACAACUUAAUGUGCUGGGAACAAGCUUCAAUCUCUAACUAUAAACCUACAAGAUUGACCCAGAAUUGUUAGACAUGUCUGCAUCAAGCAACCAAACUCGGAGGCACUCAGCCAUGCAGCGCAAGCUGAAAGAGCUUCUGCGUUUUGUGGACAAAGCUGACAUCCAGACAGACAGCUCAAGUCACCAGGGUCUUAACAGCCUCACUCAUAAACCCCUCUACAGCCGACCACUCAAGCCGAUUCAGAACGAGCCUCAGUGUAAAGACACGGAACCAACUCACAAAGCUGAUGGGGAGAAGGUGACUGAUGGCCUACAGAGCUGCACUAUAGACACUAAUAAACCUAGGAUCCAGAAACGUGAGGAAUUGGUUACCACUAAUCUGACAGGAGGGUUGGACAGGCCAGAGCUAGGUAAGAUGAGAAAAGCAAAGCAGGAUGGUUGUACAGAGUCUCAGACGAAGAAACAGGACAACAGCUGGUUCACACACACAAACAAAGCAGGGGUCACCCGGAGCGAUCGACUGCACCAGGGGCGGUGCAUUGACAAACGGCCAAAAGACCUGAUAAACAGGAAGUGUCUGAGUUGGAGAGAAGCAGCAAAGCGGCAUGAGAGCAAGCUUCAGCAGGCACUGAGGAAACUUCCGGCAAGGGAAGGUCCCUGCAGAGAGCGCCUCGGAGUAUUCAGCGACGUCUUUGAUGACGUGUGCAACGGCUCACGUGCAUUUGGCGACAUCCUCCGAGAAAUCAAGAAAGAGUACGAUUUGUUCGUCGCAUCACUUCUUACCUCACAGUCACUUCUCCAGGACAAGUCUGCUGAUCUCCCUGUCGAAGCCUCCACAGAAGGACUCGAGUUAAAGGAAGCAGCAAGUCAAAUGUUUUUACUGGAACAGGAAGCCAAGAGGGUUUUAGAGGAAAAUGACAGAGUCAGAUUAGAGUAUGAAGACGUUCAACUCAAAGCUCUGGUAGACCAGAAAGAAAAAGGUUUAGAAAGCUGUGAUACCCGUCGACGUGAUGAGGACCCGUUCUCAGGAGUGAUGCCAUGUGAACGCUCCUCCGUCGCUCAGGUGGAGGCUAAGAGACAGCAGGUGUGGAAAGUGUGGGGUGAGCUGAAGGACCUUGAGAGAGACAUCAAGGAGAUGAUGAUGUCCUCUGUAAUCAUCAGUGCUCUGGAGACCAGCAUCAGAGACUCAGAAGAUGAAAUCUUGAACAUUGCCGCAUUAAAUGUGCGUCUCCAGAGAGCCAAUAAGGAUCUCGAACAAAACAUUUCACUGGUCUUGAGCAAUGCGCUAAUCAGCGAGGAGACAAAAGCGCAGAUUUGGGAGGACAUAUGGACCACACUAAAAGGACAUAAUAAGGACACUUAACUAAUACAAUUUUUUUUUGCUUUUCUUUUCUUCUAUAAAGUAUGCAUCCUAAUUUUU